Phyllotreta striolata is the source of this 6664-nucleotide messenger RNA. The record is from the annotation of a GenBank genome assembly. NCBI's taxonomy places the organism in Eukaryota, Metazoa, Arthropoda, Insecta, Coleoptera, Chrysomelidae.
CUGUAAUCUAACCUAACAUUUUUAAAUUUGUUUACAUUCCAUUUUCCCAUAAUUAACGAUAUUAUUUAAUGAAUUAAUUGAAAUGUGUGAACAAUACAUUAAUAGUCUACAUAUUGAAAAAUUAGGGCAUAAAAUACAGGAAAUUAGAGAAAGGGCUCUACAAAACAUUACAUCAAAAUUAGAAAAUGGGGUACUAUUCGAUAAUGACCUAGCCAGAAGCAAGGAACUUUUAAAUAAGCUAUUGAAAUGGUUUUUAUUCGAACCGUGCACUGAAGAAAAACACGUUAUUGCACUUAUAAAACGUGUUUUAAAAUCCGAAAGCGGUAAAAUCCUUAUACAGCAUACAGGAAAGGAAUGCAUCAUCAACGAAUUGGAGCAAAUUAAAUCAUACAUAGACCCCAAAUUUUCAAAACAACUCGAAGAGCUAUUAACUAUCGUCAACAAUAUGAAAACUGAAUUUGUAGUACCUCCUUUACAGUGCGAUGUUCCAUUAAGCUAUAGAUCUGGGCAAAGCGACAGCGACUGCAAUAGCUACAUAGGUACAACAGCCACUGUAGUAGAAGGCACAUUCAGGAAAGACCAUUCAGCCGAGCAGCAAACUAGAAUAGAAACUCCUGUAGACAAUGCAUCUACUUAUAGAAUUGAAGACUGUGGUGCUUCGGAAAUAAAUAAUUUUCCAAUUAACAUUUUCGAAUGGCAACCGCUUAUUGAAGCAGACAGGCACGUUUUAAACUCCGUUGAAAAUUCUUUGAUUAAUCCAACUCAGCCUUCCUCCCUGUUACAGUCUUGCGAUUUUUUUCGUAACGUUCUGUUGCACGAUUUCCCAGCAGAAAUUUUCCUGCAGAGACCUAAAAUUGUUUUCGAAUUCUUUUCUCUAUUGAAUUGCAAAUCGACCAGAAUUAACGAGGCUGUUUUAAAUUGCUUAUGUGAUUUAACGAGUGAUUUAAUAACCCGAGUAAAUCACUGUAAAGAUCCAUGUUUGCGGAACUUAAAAUUACAGCACAUUGGAGAUAUUAGUUGUCCUUGUACACCUUCAUCGACUGCAAACAAAGAAUCCUGCAAUAGAGACUUAAUAUCAGAUUCUCGAGACAAAUUCGAGCAGUCUGACCACGUUAUCGGGCUUCAAAGAAACCAGAUCACCAUUUUGAAAUACUGCUACUUGUGUGUGUUGCACGUUUUCAAAUAUUUGUGCGCUAAAAGAGAAUCAUGCAAGGAUAGCAAACCGAAAACAACCAUGGGUGCUGUUAAUCUUUCUUUGGUGUUAUUAGAUAAGAACUUAGAAUUGAUGUCUUUGUGUUUAGAAAAUGAAAAUUCCGAACACUUUUCCAAGACUUCUUUGGAACUAUUCAAAUUCGUCAAUGAUGUAUUUAUUUCGUAUGGCACAGCACUAGAAUAUUUCAGGGUGGAAUGUCUUUCAUCUGAAGAGAAUAUCAAAUUCAGAGGAGUUUAUUUGUGUUUGCUGCACCAUUGCCUCGACGUGUUACAGCGUUUGACUCCUCAUUCGAAAAGUAUUACAGUUCUUCCCAGGAAUUUGAAGUCUUCUUUGGCAAAUUCGCUUUUGGAUGUCACUUUUAGCCGGUUAUAUCCCACUGCUCAUAACAGGAUUUUAAAUUUUGUCGAGAAUUUUUCGUUAGACGAAGAUAAAUCUCCUUUGAGUAAAUACCGGGAGGUCAAGAGAAUAUGCCAAGGAAUGUCAGCUACUGUAAAAUUCCUCAAAGAUCAUAAAAAUUUGGCAGCUAUCGAGUGUUUUCAAUUAGCCAAUGACGCCUUACCAAGUGUAGAAUUUCAUAAGGAUUUUGAUUUUUUGAAGUUUUUUGUCGAUCUCUGUGUUGAGACAUAUUCUCUGGUUUCAGAAGAUUUAACUAUGGUGACUGUAAUUGAAGAAACUGUUUUAUGUUUACUAAAUCAUUCAAUGGACGAAGUAAAGCAGGAAAUGUACCGGUUGUGCCACAAAACUGCAGUUUCCUACAUCGGCCCGAAAUUAAAUGAUACUACAGGAGUAGUAGGAUCUCAAGUACAAUUUUUGCUAACUUCAAGGAUUCUAGUGGAGAUCGCCUGCUAUGGUUUAGAUAGCGAAAAUUAUAAUGUUCAGAAAUACGCACUGGAAAUUUUAACCUACAUCCUGAAAUGCAAACUAAUCGUAUCGGAGACCAUUUGGAACAAAAUAAUCCAAGCACUAGUACCCGCAUUGCCGAUAAUAAUCUGCCAACUAACAAAGAACUGUAUACUCUACAAAUCGGUGGCUUCUUUAGUAGACCCGGAUGUAGCCGCCCAAUCGUGUCUACCCGCAGUUUCAAUGUUGAAGUCUAACAUUCAAUUUCUAUUCUUGGAGGAUCCCUCAUUAAGAGACGAGGCGUUUUCGCGCAUUUGCUGGCUGCUGUCGUCCCAAGAAAAGGCCAGAGAGCUACUACCAGGAUUUAACGCCCUUUAUGAUACCUCUUUGGUCGGAAUUUUUAGGAGCAAAAAAAUGUUGGACUUGAAUAAAAUGCGAAGAACCGAACAUUUUUAUCAGCCGAGUAGUUUACACCAAGUGCUAGAGGUGAUAAAUUCGUGCAAUGUCGAGCCGGUAAUAAAGAGAUCCGCUUUGAAUCAAAUCAGCGUGAUGAUGGAAGAUACUUUGUUGCAUCAGAUUUUCUUGGAUGCAGGCGGUGUGAAAUUGGUUGUGAAUAUCAUGAAAAGUGCCUUGACCGAAAAGGACUACAACGAUUACCCAGAUUCGUUCGUACCUGUGGUAUCCAUAUUGAAAAAUUUGUGUUUGUACCAUAACAACGUGAGGGAAGAGCUGAGUGGAAACGAGGAGGUUUUGUAUUUCAUUUUAAGAGGACUAUUUCUGUUUUUCACCGAAGAGAGAUUAAAACAAGACGCCGUGAUUCUUCUGCUUCUUUUGAUCUUCAAGGAUCUGAUAUGGGGCAGCCCGUCCAGGGCUAAUUUUAGUUUGCCUAAAAUUGUAGUAGAAAAUAUGAAUCUUCCCUUCGUUUGCAAUGCUCAUUGGAGCGUAAGCGAAUACACGAAAUGCAGUUUAAAAGAUAAAAUCACGUCGGAUCGAUGGAGCUUAUGCUCGAUUCAGAUACAAUGGAACGCCGAAAUAUUUGGUGGUUUCGAUAAGCUGAUGAAAUGGGACGAAAUUUUGUACCAAGAUCAUUCUAGCGCUUAUAAUUUCGUCGAAUUCUUGAAAUUGAGCAAAUACGAUUUGAAGUGCAUCAAGAAUUCAUCCAUCAAUUACUGUAUAUCGUUGUUUUUAACAGACAUUCAAAAUGCCACCUCGCAUUGCUCUGUAAUACAAGCUUUAGAUAAUCUAGCAAUAUACAUUCAAUUAUACAAACAGUCUUCUCAAUGCAACGAAUCAGAGUCCAACGAAAGCAUCACCGAUCAUCCAUGGGAAAAAACCUUUAUCAGGUUUUUAAAAGUUUUACCAUCUUGUGACGAUGAUAUAGUCGUGUUAAAACGGGUUAUUCAGCUACUCUCCACCUUAGUUACUUAUUACAACUUUUCGGAGGGCGAUUGUUGGAUAUCUUCUUUAUUGAAGGACCACACCAACAGCUUGCUAGACGUAUUAGUGGUAGAUGAUAAUACUGAAAGCGAUAUGAAAACUAUAGCUAAAGAACUUUUAACGUUAAUAUCCGUUUGCGCCAGGCAAGAGCAACAUUACAUCGAUUAUUAUUUACCCCAUCAGAGCAACGACAGGAAAAGUUGGAUUUAUGUAAUUAAAAUAAUCGCCUGUAAUAUCAAGGAUAGUGGAAAACGGCAUUUUUAUAAUUUAGCAUAUUUGGACUCGCUAUUAUCUUGCCUGGUGCAAUUAACUGCCUCGCUAAGUUGGAGCCAGUGCAAAAUGGGUUCAACGCUAGCGGAACCAUUGCCACAAAUGAUUGUGAACCUUUGCGAACUCAUCGAAGCCUUCCAUUCGGGAAAAGGGCCCACCGCUUCCGUGUCUGUGAUGGGUUUGAGCAUUACUCGGCACGUUUUGCUCGUUCUCAACCACGUUUUAGCCGAAAUAAAGAACUCCAAAUUGAAGAAUUGGGAAACGUGUUUCUUCGAUGAUGUAGACAAUCACAACAGAGUCCUGAGCUUCAUAGCUUUGUGGGCUAGUAGAGAUGUAGUUCUGAGAGCGGCUUCGCUACAGUUUUUCUCCGGUUUGACGUUGUCUGCUCGAGCAGCAAUCGAAAUUGUUCACCAAUUAACGACCGAAAGUAGCUGCAUCUUGGAUUUAGCGUUGAGAGUUCUCACCGAUUAUAAGGAAUCCAACGCCGUUAGAGGAAACGCGGCGGAGUUGCUGUCGAAUUUGGCGAUGCAUUCCGUUCCUCUAGAGAUCGAUAAGACCGAUGGUGCGAAUUUCGCACUCAAAAAGAGCUCUACUAUGACGCUCCUCGAUCUCGUCGACCGGUACGAUUUUUACACCAGCUUGGAGAUUAUUUUUAUGGAAUUGUACACGUUGAAUUACCCUCCGAAAAAAUCGAAAUAUUUAGACAAAAAGUGUCCUUCCGAAUCGGAUAAAUCCUGGACUAGUUCCAGCGAGGAUACUUUAAAUAAUGUGGUGUCGUCGACACCUUGUUUAGUAAAAAAUGUUUGUAAUUUUUUGUACAACCUCGUUUAUUUGAAUCCCGGCGAGAUCAGCCAGAAAAUGCACGAUAAAUGUUUGGUGAAAUUAUUAUUCAGAACCAUCUGUAAUCCUUGCAUGAGUAUUACAAAUACCAGGGAAUUGUCCCUAUACUGCGAUAUAAUCGAAAUGGACACUGCAGUGUGCUCGGUUCUAUUACGAUUGGCUACUUGUAAUUCAGCGUGUUUGGGGACAAUUUUGCAUACGAGGGAUUGUUUGAACACCUUAAUUUCUUUAUUGAAUCCUAAAGCGUUCAACACGGGACUGCCUCAAUUGCUCUACCUCAGGAACAAACUCUGGAUAUCCGUUUUUAAUUUACUCCUAACGUUGGUCGAAUUCAGCGGCGACGCCGAGAAUCUUUCGGUGGAAAAAUCGGUGGAAGUCGUGGAUAUUCUGCUGGGUACUGUGGAAGAUUUGAGCCGCAGCCCUUUCGUAGAAUGCAUCUGCGAAUCGCUCAGUAGCCUCGGCGCGUGCGACCUUCAAAACGCCGCUUUGAAUUUUUUGAUCUGCCUUUUGCGAGUGGAAACCAUCAAGUAUUUCACGGGCACUGGCAGUACCCAAGAAGUUUCGCUCAAAUCUGUGUUGGAUAACGUGAAAACGUCGCGAAGUGUCGUGCUAUCGGACAGCAAGACCUGCCCGAAGACUGCAAAAAAAUCGCUUGAUACCCGAAAAAUCAACGUACUGGAAGAGAUUUAUUUCGGCAAGGUUUUCGUGAAGACGAACGAAGAUAAUUGCGAUGACGUGCAAGUUAGCAUCGUAGAAAAUGCGGACGAUGGCUUGAUUACGGGCGCGGAAAUUUGCAAAAUUCUGCUGUUCUUGUACGAUUUAAGUAAUUUAAAGGACACAAAUGUGUAUUCGAAGAAGAAAGCUUUGAUAACGAAAGCCCUGUCGAGUUUGCUGUGCAUUUCCAACGAAGCUAAAACGUAUGCUUUAGAAAAAAAAUUGGUGCAGUUUGUAAUGAAGCAAUUUAGGGAUUUAUACGUGCGUUUGAGUUUAGAAUCUGUUGAAUGUCUCAGAAGAGCGUCAGAGAAGAAAAGAGUGAGUCCCAUGCUUAGAGAAAUCGAUGACUUGGUUUGUUUAAUGACCAACUUUAUGGUUGAGAAUGAAAAAGUUAAAGUCGAAGCGGCCGCUUUAAAUUUACCCGACGUUAUUCACAAAUUGUGGAUUUGGUUUCUCCUGCAAUCCGGUAACAAUAUGUUACUGAACGUUCUUAAAAUGAUAUGCACGUUCACCAACAAUUGCGAUUUAGCUUGCCAAUCUCUACCGGUAACUAACUCGAUCGCCGGAGGAGUAGCGAGAAAGUCACCUGGUGCUUCCUCUUUGUUACACUCAAUAAUUGCCUUGAUUAACAAACAAAUGGAGCAAAUUAGUAAAACUCACGAUUUAAAAAUAUUAGAGACAUCGUUCAAUAUAUUGCAGAAUGCCUGCCAAUCUUUGGAGUGUAGAAUUUUGAUAUCGAAAAGUAACCUUUUCCAAAGCACGUCUCGUCUUCAUCCGGCUAUUACGAAACGCCAGAAGCCUUGGGACAACGUGGAAUUAUUGUGGUUGGAUUUCUUGCAAACAUUUACAUGUCAUCCUGAAGGCCAAGUCUCCCUAGGAAGGUACAGCGACGUUUUAGAAUUGGUUUUCUCGUUGACCAGCAGUUGUAAAUUAAAGAACAAAUUAAUGGCCUUGCUGGUUUUGAGAAACAUAUCUUUUUAUCAAAGCAACAAGGCUAGAUUGCUGGGUUCUGCGGAUUUCUUAAACGUUUUGUCUACAAAACUAUCUUCUGGUACCGAAGAGGAGAAGAACAUCGUUGUAGUAAUAAUGUGGACGUUAGCAGCGAAUUGCCAGAAAGCCAAAAAUAUUUUAAAAAGCAUUCGCUUAGACGAUAAACUUCAGAAUAUAUUAAAACAUCACCAAUUAAUUAAAAACAGGGAUGAAGUAGGUGGUUUUGACAUCGAAGACAUCGAGAGGAUAUCAUACGUUUUAGGAAUGCUAAGAGACAAUAUUGAAAAGAUUAGAUGAGACUGACUAGCUUAUUUUAUAAGUUUUAAUUAUAUUUAUUAUACUUUUCUAUUAAAGUUUUUA